UUCCAUGGUUGAUGCUGCUUUCAUAUUAGAUGCAAAAGAAGUCUUAUUCAUUUGUAUUUAUAUACAUAUAUGUGCAUAUAUUCUUUCUUUAAGGUUCUCUUGUUGCUGCUUCUGCACGACGUGAAAGUGAAGAACAUGAAGAAUUCUAAGAAAACGGGUGUACGGAAAUACCAAAAAUCAGAAAAUCCACGUCUGCGAUGGACACCUGAACUCCAUGAAUACUUUGUAGAAGUUGUGGAAGGUCUUGGUGGAAAAAACAAGGCAACUCCAAAGAGCAUUCUGCAGAUGAUGCAUGUGAAAGGACUAAGAAUCUCUCACAUUAAAAGCCAUCUUCAGAUGUACAGGAACCUGAAGGGACAUACGAUUCUCUCAUCAAUGCAUCAGGAAAUGGAAGGGAAUGAAGAUGGUAAAGAUCUUCUAAUGUGCUCCAAUUGUUCGUCCCAAAGAUCACAAGAAACAAAAUUUAGGGCAUCAAAAUAUGAUAUGGGAAUUGUGACUCAAGAAAUUCGCCCGUCAGAAAAUAAAGGACUUUCACAAACCAGUGAAACAGAUUACGAUCUAAAUCAGGAACCCGAAUCUUGUGCAUACAUACAUAGUGAGACAUCAAAUGAAGAAAAUAGUAGAAGAAUGAAAUAUCUUGAUUUCACAUUCUCUUUUAGCUCUCAACUAAUUCCAACCAUGCAUGGUAAUCAAGAGAGGAUGCAUUUUUCUUCAGCAAAUGCAGCAGAUAAUCAUGCCAUUGAUUCUAAUUCUGUACAAUCUCGUGGGAGCAACAACUACAUAAAUUUAGACCUAGCAAUAUGAACAUGGAUCAUAUCUGUAACCAACCACGCAUUGUUUUUCGUAGGUUUAGGUUUUUGGCAAAGAUUGUAAAAGUUAAUGAAUUAUUGUAUAAUCUAUAAUAAUUAAAGAAAAGUUUA
Molecule: messenger RNA, 920 nt
Organism: Vigna radiata var. radiata (mung bean)
Lineage: Eukaryota; Viridiplantae; Streptophyta; Magnoliopsida; Fabales; Fabaceae
Product: putative Myb family transcription factor At1g14600
Exons: 5
Coding region: 70-804 (244 amino acids)
Molecular function (GO): DNA binding; DNA-binding transcription factor activity
Source: RefSeq, a predicted model, not a curated record